AUGGAUUUCCUGGACUUGUUGACCUGGGUUGCACUUGUUCCUGAAUAUGUCCCACUUGUUGUUGGAUUGAACUUACUUGCUAUUCCAAUAGGUGAUGCGGCGAUUCACCAAAAUGAUUAUCCUAAAUUAUAUGCUCAUGCAAAAGGUUUCGUUAUCGGCGUCUCCGGUGGCAUCGAUUCAGCUCUUGUUUCAACGUUGUGUGCUCGAACGGAUGCCCCAACACUCGUCAUCGUAAUGCCUAUUCAUCAAUCAUCCGCUGAAGUUCAACGAAGUCAAGCACAUAUUAACUGGUUAACAUCAAAAUUUCCCAAUGUUACUGGUGCUAAAGUUGAUUUAACUGAAGCGUUUGAAACUUUUCAAAAGACAGUGAAGUCAAAUGAGAUUAACGAAGUGAAUUCGUACAGUGAUGUAGCAUUUGCCAACAUGAGAUCACGAUUAAGAAUGGUUAAUUUGUACUAUUUUGCUUCGCUCAAAGGUUACCUUGUUGCUGGUACUGGAAAUAAAGUGGAAGAUUUUGGCGUUGGUUUCUUUACAAAAUAUGGUGACGGCGGUGUUGACAUUAGUCCGAUCGCUGAUUUAUUGAAAUCUGAAGUGCGUGCAGUUGCUGACGUCUUGGGUGUUUCCCAUGAGAUCAUCAAAGCACCACCAACCGACGGCUUAUUUGGCGACACCAGAAUCGAUGAAGAUCAGAUUGGAGCUUCGUAUGACGAACUCGAAUGGGCAAUGAAUCAUCUCGAUCUAAGUCAAGAACAACAAGGUGGAGUGACAUUUACUGAUCGACAGAAGAAAGUUUUAGAAAUUUAUAAUCAACGACAUGCAGCUAAUUUACAUAAAAUGGUGGAAAUUCCACGUUGCAUUAUUCCACCCGAGCUGAAAGAAAAGCAAGCAUAA
Adineta ricciae is the source of this 891-nucleotide messenger RNA. The record is from the annotation of a GenBank genome assembly. NCBI's taxonomy places the organism in Eukaryota, Metazoa, Rotifera, Eurotatoria, Adinetida, Adinetidae.